This is a messenger RNA of Pipistrellus kuhlii (Kuhl's pipistrelle), 867 nucleotides long. RefSeq names its product chromosome unknown C10orf143 homolog (gene CUNH10orf143). The record is from RefSeq and is a predicted model, not a curated record. The coding region runs from base 87 to 842 and encodes 251 amino acids. The transcript has 4 exons. Lineage: Eukaryota; Metazoa; Chordata; Mammalia; Chiroptera; Vespertilionidae.
GGGGCGCGGACGCGGCGGCGUGGGCGGGGCGCCCGGCCCCUGGGGGAGAUGAUCGAUAGUCCCGCGGACUCGGGCCUGUGGGUCGCAUGGACGCCCUGGCGCUGGGCCGGUGGCGUCGGCGGAGGCCGGAGGAGCUGCAGGUUCCGGGGGACGCGAAGCGGGUGUGCCGGAGCCGGAGCUGCGAGGCGGCUGCGCCGGAGCGGGGCUGGCCCCCGGUGAGGGCCGGCGCCCCGGGGUCCUGGGGCAGCCGGGAGCUGGAGGCGCCGCCCGGAGGCCGAGCCCCUGCGCCCAGGCCGGCCGGCGGCCAGGGGCCACCGAGUGUGCGGGUCCCUCCGCCCGGUGGAAGGAGCCCCGCGCCGCCCUGCCUGAGGGCCACUUUAACCACGCCGAGCCUCGUUAGAAGACGGGAGCUGGAAGAGGGAAAUUCCGAUAUGAAUCUCCAUGUGAUGGCGAAUGUGAGCCUCUUACAGAUGGGUGUGGGUGCACACCUGUGCCCUCACCCCGGUAACCCACCGCCCUCCGCGACCCAGCCAGGAGGCCCUGCCACUUCGGAGACUGCGGACCGCCAGCGCCGUCCGAGCCGUCUUCCCCGCAGCCCGGUGGGAAAGAGCUCCGUGGUGCCAGUGAAACGCCAUCCAGUGUCCUGGGAGAACCCUGUGGCUUCUGGAACCGUGGCCUCCCUGUUAUGCUUCUCCGUGGCUUUGUGGGUGUGUCCGGGGCUGCUUGGCAUUCUUUUUAAUGAAGACUUAUUUUUAUACUUAAAUGCCCUCUCUUACCACAUGCUGGUGUCCGCGCCGCUCUGUGUGGCUGUGCCCCGAGGCCAUCAGGCACGGCCCCUCUGACAUUAAACGGCAGAUUCUCAUUUUC